AUGGAGAUCAAGAAGCCCCAGCAGAAUGCCUACGUCCUUGGAGUCGGCGUCACCAAGUUCAUCAAGCCCAGGCAAACACGAAGCUAUGUCGAGAUGGGCUUUGAGGCCGGCGUGAAAGCCAUGCUAGAUGCUCAGAUCACUUACGAUGAUGUCGAGAUGGGCGUGGCAUGUUUCUGCUACGGAGACACCUGCAGUGGCCAAAGAGUCUUCUACCAGUUUGGCAUGAGUGGCAUUCCCAUUUACAACACCAACAAUGCUUGCGCUACUGGAUCUACUGGACUGCACAUGGCCAGGACUCUUGUUCGAUCCGGUGCAGCGGACUGCAUCAUGGUCAUUGGUUUCGAGCAGAUGCAACCUGGAAGCAUCAAGAGUGGCUGGAACGACCGGCCGUCUCCUAUGGAGCUCUCCUCAAAGAUGAUAGAGGAGGAGUACGGCAAGCAUGACAGCCCUCGCAACGCCCAGUACUUCGCCAACGCUGGACGUGAGUAUAUUGAGAAGUAUGGAGCCAACGAGGAUGACUUUGCAGAGAUCGGCCGCAUUUCGCACGAGCAUUCCACUAGAAACCCGUACGCUCAAUUCCAGCAGGAGUACAGCCUCAAGGACAUCAAGGACUCAACCAUGAUCCACUGGCCAGUUACCAAGCUGCAAUGCAGUCCCACUAGCGAUGGCUCCGGCUCAGCAGUCAUCGUCUCCGAACGCUUCCUCAAGGCUCGCCCACACCUCAUGUCACAAGCAAUCCUCAUGGCCGGACAGCAGCUCCAAACCGACCCACCGACUCUUUACUCCAAGAGUGCGAUGGACCUCUGUGGCUUCGGGAUGACCAAGAACGCCGUUCAGCUAGCUUACAAAGAAGCCGGCGUGACCGCCAAAGACAUCGCAGUCUGCGAGCUUCACGAUUGCUUCUCAGCCAACGAACUCAUCCUCCUCGAAGGCCUCGGCUUCGCCGGAAAGGGCAAAGCCCACGAAAUGGUCCGCAACGGCGACAUCACCUACGGCGGCAAGGGCCCCAUCGUCAACCCUUCAGGUGGCCUGAUCUCCAAGGGCCAUCCCCUCGGCGCGACAGGCCUAGCCCAGUGCGCUGAGCUCACCUGGCAGUUGCGAGGGUGGGCAAACACCAGACACGUCCCUGCCAAGGUGGCCCUGCAGCACAACCUUGGACUGGGUGGUUGUGUGGUCAUCAAUGUCUAUAAGCGUGCUGAUGGCAAGGAGAACCAGAAGUUGAGUGAUCAGCAGGCGAUCAAGGGAACGAACUGGACGUACAACCCUGCCACGGCGGCGAAGACGCCGAGUAUGGCGGAGGCGAAGAAGGUGUUGAGUAAGAAGUUCGGCGUGGAGUAUGCAUUGAGCAAUACGCCGCAGUUGAUCCAGUCGAGGUUGUAG
Molecule: messenger RNA, 1380 nt
Organism: Fulvia fulva
Lineage: Eukaryota; Fungi; Ascomycota; Dothideomycetes; Mycosphaerellales; Mycosphaerellaceae
Product: Sterol carrier protein 2
Exons: 1
Coding region: 1-1380 (459 amino acids)
Molecular function (GO): acyltransferase activity, transferring groups other than amino-acyl groups
Source: RefSeq, a predicted model, not a curated record